CGGCGGGCAGGGUGGGAGGGAGGCAGGCAGGCAGGGGGAGAUGAGUGGGCUCGAGAGGGAAUGAGCUCGGCCUACUGAGCUCUCCACGUCGCCGCCAUUACCAUCAUGUAUCGGACCAGUGGCGGUCGCUCGAGCCGUUCAUCCUCCAGCCGGUGUAAAGAGAGCAGUAGCUCGGGCUCCCGCAAUUCACGCUCCGGUACCUCCGCGUCCGGGUCGACUCGAGGCCGUAGCCCGCGCCGCUCACGCUCGCCCUCUCCCCGGGGCCGCCGCCACCGGUCGCCGUCCAGCAGCCGCUCUUCUCGCCGCUCGCCGUCCCCGCGACGCACUAGCAGGAGACGGUCUCCGAGCAGGCACUCACAUUCUCCAAGCAAGCGUUCACGUUCCCCAGGACGGCAUUCAUUUUCCCCAGGACGGCAUUCAUUUUCCCCAGGACGGCAUUCAUUUUCCCCAGGACGGCGCUCACGUUCUCCGGGCAGGCGCUCACGUUCUCCGGGCAGGCGCUCACGUUCUCCGGGCAGGCGCUCUACAAGUCGCCACUCUGAAUCUUCAGUGGAACAAGGCUUGCGGAUCACAGUUGGCAAUGAUCGUUAUGGCGUUGACACACCAGAACGAAGAAGAUUGUCUGAUAGACUAGGCUCGCCAGUUGAUAGCCUGAGUGAUGUGGACAGGGAUGAUUUGGCUGAUGGUCCAAUAUUUAGCAGAGGUCUUUCACAUCCUCGAAGCCCUGAGCGGUAUCCGUCUCAUGAGGAAAGCCCUUCUAGUCCUUUCAGUAUGAGACAUGAUGAGGACUAUCGCAAUAGGGAUAUUUUCCUCCACCAAUCAGACUAUGGCAUGAAAUAUGACAAUCUACAGGAUCUAUCAAGAGAACGUGACAGGGAUGGUGAAGUCCUUAGGAAGUCCUUAUAUUCAUCAGAGGAGAGAGGGAGAGAAAUAAAACGCCCUCGAUACGACAGAGAUGACAGACUGCUUGAUGUGAGCAUAGAUCCUCAGGGUUUCUUGCCAGGAACACGAAAUUACCGUAAACGUAGUAGGAGCCCAAGCCCAACAUACCUGGAUGAAGAUUUCCGUGAACUUGAAAGUGCUAGGAGAAAAAGAGAGAAGGAGGAACAGAGCAGAAAUUUGAGUCGAGAACUGACUGGCAGUGGCUGUGUGAUCCCUGGCUUGACUAACCCAGUACAGUCUCCUGAACCACGAUACCUCUAUAGACCAGAUGAAGCACCAGCAAUGCCCAAAAAAUCUAUCCUGAAGAAAAGAGUGGAUGAUUCUUCUGUGCAGCCUGAAGUAUUUCCUUGCAGUUCUGCCUCUGUCAAAGAACCUGCUCUUUCAAGUCAUCCUUCUUUGCCCCAGCGUAGCUGCAUUACCCCUUUUUCAUCUGAGGUGGAAAAUUUCCUCAAACAAUUUAACAAAAAUGCAGUUGCAGAAUCUGCAAGCACGGAGUCUCAAGGGAAUGUGUGUGAUUGGAGACCAUAUUCUGGCCUACAACAAAACACUUUCCCUGGUGAACAGAAUUUUGAAAGCUUUUUAAAACAAAAAGAGUGUAAUGAGUCUACAUCAGAGCCUGUUGACCGGCAUAGUGACUUCUUGCUUCCUCAUGAAAGAGCUAGCCAGGAUGGGAGUGGCUUUUCACGCAUUCUGGGCAUGAUGGCAGAUUCGACUAGCACUCAAGAAAAGAGAAGACGCAGCUUUCCUGACAUUGAGGAUGAAGAGAAAUUUCUUUAUGGUGAUGAUGAGGAUGACUCCCUUUCUACUCAGAACAUCAGCUCCCCCCCUUCUCAAAAGAUCAACUCACCCUCUAUUCAAAAGCUAACGAUGACUAGUGUGAAAGAACCUCUAAGUCAGAAAGUAAGCUCCCCAUCUUCUCCUACUCCCUCUGUAAAACCAGACACUUCAGAGGAGUUCAGACCAGAAUAUGAGAAGAUCCAUGACUUGCUCAAAACUAUUGGUCUUGACAUUGGGGUGGCUGAAAUUGGUAAGCUCGCUGCCCGCACACAGGAACGGCUCCAUGGGAAAAAAAGAUCUCGUUCUCCUGAUCGUCAUUCAGUAGUUUCUCGUAAAACAGACUCUCGGGAGCUGCGCCGUAGUCGAAGUGACACUCGUUCUCCAGAGUCAAGCCAGAAGCGCUCUCUUUCACCUUCUGGUUCUUACCCAUCAUCUAAAGAUACUUCCUCUGUUUCAAAAUCUGAGCGCAUUAAAAGCAAAACUGUGGGGCAAGAUAAUUCUGCUGACACACCAGAACGAUCUGUUCCAUCAGUAUCUCUAAUCCCAUCAGCACCACCUUCUCUUCCUAAUUUGCCUCCCACUUCAGUUUCUCAGUAUUCAGUUUCACGCUUUUCACCAUUCACUACUACUCAGUUACCACAAAACUAUCCAACUCCCACAAUGCCCCCUUCUGGCUAUGAUGCAUAUAGACACUAUAUAGCUUAUGCAGCUUCUGGCUGGCCCAUGUAUGCUCCUCCCCAGCAGGCUGAGCCUGCACUUUCAGAUGUACAAGGGCUUGUCACGCUGACAAUGCCACCAAAUUCUAAACGACCAAACCUCAGAGUUAUUGAGACAGUUUCCACAGAAAAGAUCCCAGUUGUGGACAGUUUCCACAGACAAGCUCCUGAAUCCAAAAAAGAAGACUCUGUACACAUGCAAAUUCCCACUAUAACUGCUUACUCCAGAUUGCCCCCUCAGCAUCCUCAGCCUUCUUUCAAAAGUAGCACAGAAAGAAUAUCUGAUGAAAAAAACCGAGCUUCGCAGAAGCAAAAGGUAAUAGAAGAAAGAGAGAAAUUGAAGGCUGAACAAGAAGCACGACAGAAGAAACUGCAGUAUCUUAAGACAGAGUUAGAUAGACUUUCCAAACAACAAGGAGAGAUGCUGCGGAAGAAACGUAGGGAGAAGGAUGGACACAAAGACCCCUUGCUAGUGGAAGUGAACCGACUGCAAGAGAACAUUGUGAAGGAAAUUGCUCAGCUGCAGACAAAUGCUGAAGCAGCAGAGAAAAAACAAUCCGAGCUAGACAAAGUAGCUCAGAUCCUGGGGAUUAACAUUUUUGAGAAAUCCAGGAAACAAUCUACAGAAAAUAAAGACACUUCAGAAAAAAACAAGUCAGAAAAUGCAAAAAGUCAGGAGAAAACUUCCAGCUCAAUCAAGGAACCAAAAACAUCUAAUGACAAGCCCAAGGGUAAGAGCCCCAAACCUACAGAAUCUUUACAACCAUCCAAACAACAUUUCCAAUUGGCCAAUAUUUAUGACUAUUACGACACAGGGAAUCAUUGGUGCAAGGAUUGUAAUGCUACCUGCGGAACCAUGUUUGAUUUCUUCACGCACAUGCAUAAUAAGAAGCACAGACAGACUCUGGAUCCAUACAAUAGACCUUGGGCUACAAAGACUCAAACUGAAGCAAAGCAGGACCUGAUGAAACGCACUGAUAAAAUACCUCUUCCUGCCAAAGGUUCUGAAUUUCUAAUCCCAGUCACUGGAUAUUUCUGCCAGCUCUGCCAUGAAUUUUUUGGAGACCAGAUUUCAGCAGAACAACAUGUGAAAAGUCACUCGCAUAAUGAGAAAUACAAGAAACAUAUGGAUGAGAAUCCACUCUAUGAAGAGAGGAGAAACCUAGACCAUCAGGCAGGAUUGUCUGUUAUUCAAGAAACAGAGCGCAGGCUGAAACGGAAACAGUGUGAAAAACAAAAAGAGGAAAGAGAUGAAAAAACUGCAAAAGUGACAAGGAAAGAGGAACCAAAGGGUACCAAAGAACUAGAAGAAGUUGGUAAUGAAAAUGAGAUUAGUAAAAAGAAAGAGAAUUCUAAUGGCCAGAAAUUUGGGGUUAAGCUUAAAUUGAAGAAAGAUGGAAACGAGGCUGAGAAAAAUGAAGAAAAAAAAGAGGAACCACAAAAAGAAUCAAAGCAAUCAUCUUUUGGAAAGUUCAGCUGGAGGAAGACUGAGAAAGAGGAAAAAAAUCAAAGCAAAGAUGUAGCUGUCUCUAAGGAGGAGAGUGCUGAAGAAGGUACAGAAAAAGAAAGUAAGUCUCAAUCUGGAAAAUCAAAUUCAAAGCCCAUUGCAAUUAAGUUGUCUGGGAAAACAGUUAUACCACAUACUAGUCCUUGGACACCAGUGGUUACAACUUCAUCACAAGCAAAAAUCAGGCCCAAUUUACCAGUCCCCAUUAUGGUUCUCAGAAAGAAUGCAACUGCAACAGUAAGCAAGCCAGCACCUUUAAACACUUUCUUGUCUAUAAAGUCUUCUGGUGCCACCACCAAGCCACUCCCAGUUGUUAAAGAGAGUAAUCCUGAACUUGUUCUACCUCCAGAUAUUAUUUCAAAAGCAUUUGGAGGAGAAGUAGUCGUCUUAAAGAGCUCGCAGGAGAAUACAAAGAUGCCAGAGCAGGCAGAGGGACAGGAGGACAAAAGCCUGGCAAGGACCCUGGAACAUGCAAAGGCUGUAGAACUCGCAAAAGCCAGUGCGGCAAAGACACAGGAGCAGGCAGUGACUGUGGCAAAAGCACAAGUGAAGGCACAAGAACUUGCAACUAUGGCAAAGGAGCAGGAGGUUACAAGAACAGCAAAGACAAAUGAGCAAACUCAGCUUUUUGAGAGAUCAUCCUGCUGUACUCCUGUACUACCACUGCCACCAGGACUACCCCUGUCACUAGCACCACCAGUACCACGACCAUUUUCAGUGCUGUUUCCUCCACCACCACCUUUGCCGUCACCAAAACCAGUUGCCAUUCUGGCAGAUGACAUGGCUCCAGGUGUAUCUGAAGUUGAUAAAAACAUAUUGACAUUGGCCAUGUGUCCCCGUCCCUUACCGCCUCCAACUGUUUUUAGGGACCAGGCUAAAAAACUAGAGAAAAAGAACCCUUGCCUGGCUGCAGGUAAUGCUAAAGAUCUAUAUGGCAUUUUCUACAACAGCAUUGGGAGAUCUGCAAGUUCUGCAGCUUUAGCUAAAUUUUCCUUUAAAUUAAGCCCUGCUGAGAGAGAAAGAAGCACAGACAUGCUGUCAGAUUCAAAAUCAAGUAGCAGCUCUUCUACACAAGAAUCUCUCGAGAAUAUAGGCAAUUCUUCAGGUGUCCGCGAAAUUGCUUUAGGUAAUAAGACUCCAGAAACUGAGGCAAUAAAAGUUUUCACAGCUUGUGAAGAAAACGUUGAAAUUGACUCUAGUGCUGAGAGGGAAUGUUGUACAUUAACAAAUAAGGAAAUGGCAGACAAGCUUCCAACAAAUACCUCUGUUUCCAUUCAGAAUGUGGUAGAAAUGGGAGACCCAACAGAAUUUGGCAAUAAUCCAUCAGGGCUUGCGCCGCAGUUGCCAGAAAGCAGUGCUCUUCCUUUUGAUGAAGUCAGCAAGAGGUCAUCAGAACUUGAUAAGGCAGAGUUUAAACCUUCUGAUGAUGGAGAGUUAUUGGAAAGCAGCGUUGCUCCUUUAGAAUAUCUUACCAAGAAGCCAUUAGAAUUGGAGUUCUCAGCCAUGCCAUUGUCAGAAAGCAAUUCAGCAGCUGCUCAUUUGGAUGAAAUUAGUAAGACUCCAUCAGAACUCGAUUCAGCAGAGUUUAAAUCAGCUGAUGAUAAAAAAUUACCUAUACAGUUGUCAAAAGACUAUGUUUCUCCUUUAAAAGACAUUAAGAAAAACUCAGCGGAGCUUGAGUUAGGAGAGUUGGCCGUGUAUGUGCCAGAAAGCAGCGCUCUUCCUUUGGAUGAAGUUUGCAAGGAUUCAUUAGAAGUUGAGACAGCAGACAUUAAAUCUCAUGAUGAGAAUAAGUUACUGAUAAAACUGCCAGAAGACAGUGUUGCUCUUUUAGAAGAAGUUAGCAGAAACCCAUCGGAACUUGAGACAGCAGAGUUUAAAUCUCCUGAGGAUAAAGAAUUAGCAAUGCAAUUGCCAGAAGAUGACUUUAGCAAGCGUGUUAGUGUGACAGGUGUUGAAGACAUCAGUCAUGUGCCACAAAACCAGCAGAAAAUGGAGAUGCAUGAUAAAUCCAAGUUAAAAGAGAGUCAGAGUGAUGUGGAGAUGAAAGAAUAUAUGACUGGUUUAGAUGAGAGAGAUGUAAAAGGAGAACACUUGGAAUUAGGACAUCAUUUUGCAAUUAGUCAGAGAGACACAAAGUCUCAAUUACUUGAGAUGCAGAUUGAAACCCACAAGGGAAGAGGGCCUACUUUAACAGAAGAGAAGCAAAGUGAUGACAGCUCUGAACUGCCAAUUUCUACUUGUGUUUCAGAGAUGUGUGUUCAGAGUCAACCAACUUUGGAGCCAAUAGACUUAUCAAAAAUGAAGGAGGAAAAUCCUCAAGUAGUAAUGACAGUUUGUAGUUGUUCUAAAGAUUCACCAUUGGAUCUAAAAGUGGAAAGUGUAGGCUUUGAUGGGCUUAAGUCAGCAAUCAGUGAUGAAGUUCCUCCAACUUCAGAGGUACAGAGCAUAGAUCCAGAACUGAGGCCUUUAAAUAAUGGUGAAUUAGGCUCCUUCCAUAUUAACAAUAAGGAACAAGAAGUGUUCGUUAAUUCUCAACCAAAAGGUGGUGGGGAUUUUGAUGUCUGUGUCCCAGAACCAGGAAAGAUGCCAAAUAAGUGCCUUGCUAAUGUAACAGUGCUAAGCAGCAUACUAGAGAGAGAAAUUAGUCAGCAGACAUCAAGCUGUGAAACUAAGGAUCUGCAAGUACAGGGAACUGAAGAUCUGGGAGAAAUCUCUUCUACAAUUGAUGUUGAACCUAGUACCAGAGUCGAAUUAAUGUUUAUUAAAAAUGGCACACAAGGGCCUUCUGAAUCUGAUAAGGAACAAAGUUACAUUGAAAAGAGAGUUUCUCUAGAUAAGGACAACAUUAAUUUUUCCAGUGCUCAUCCAGAGAUUGUUCAAGAGCCAUUAGAUGCUCUUCCAACAGAAUUCAGUGUUGGGCAUCUUGAAGAAGAAAACCUGAACUUCACAAGCAUGAACACUGGUGACUUAAAUACCUCAGAAGCUGGUGAUUUUGACUUGAACACCACUUAUUCAGAACUUAAUUUUGAUCAGUCUGCAACCCUUACUCUGAAUUUAAAUGUAGAAAAUGAGAGAGAUUCUCCAAAAUCUGACCAAGUUACGCCUUCUGAUCCUUCCACACUGAAAGCAGAUCUGGUAUUAGAAACCAUUGAUUUUAGUCUGGGCGAUAUUGAAGUAGAACGUGGACACUUGGGUAUCCUACCAUCUGAAAUUCUAAAUGAGGACAUUGUAGAAAGCCCAAAGUUAGAAACUAUAGCACCCAUUUGUUUAAAUUCCAAAAAGGUUAGUGAGGUAGACAUUGACCAACCAGGGGUGGAACCGGAAAUAAUUGAUUUUGAUGCAUUAACUUCUCGUGAUCAAGAGGACAAGCUUUGUUCCUUGGUUUCUGAUGUGGUAUCUCCUGCAUCAAAUGGUGGGACUGCAGAAACUGGUAUGCCACUCCUCGAAAUACAGGAUAUGUCUAUAGUUUCUGAGGUCCUACUGCAAGGAGAUGAUAUAAGAGGUGGCACUUCUGAUAUGCCAUCAUUGAGUUGUAGUGGAAAAAAUGUGCAGAGCCAAGCUCCAGAGUGCUUGGAAUCCUUCCUUCCAAAUCCAAAGGAAAUAUAUGUAGAAAUGGGGGGCUCAGGUGACAGUGAAUUAUAUGUUGUUAAAAAUGAGAUGCAGACAUCUGCAGGGGACAUAACCAAGUCAGAGGUGGAAGGUAAUGAUGGUAGAUGUGAAGUUAACAGUAAGAGGGCAUCAGAUGAAAUUAGAAGUUCUGCAGAGCACCUGGUAAGUUCAUACAAAAUUGACCCUAGUGUUUAAACAUCUAUUGCUUGCGUUCUAGAAUUGCUCCUAAUGUUUGAAUAGCUAUUUCUUGAAUUUUAUAAAUAUUUCUUUAAGCUGUAACAUGUUGAACAUUGGCUAAAGCAUGUAAACUUGCUUUGCCCAAAAGGGUAGACUCCAUUGUACAUACUGGAUUGUGUAAAAAAAAAUUUUGUCCAUUUUUGACCAUUUACUUUCUAUCUCCUGCUAUUAAAAUGGGAUUUCUCACUUA
Molecule: messenger RNA, 7981 nt
Organism: Hemicordylus capensis (graceful crag lizard)
Lineage: Eukaryota; Metazoa; Chordata; Lepidosauria; Squamata; Cordylidae
Gene: ZNF318
Product: zinc finger protein 318
Exons: 10
Coding region: 106-7749 (2547 amino acids)
Biological process (GO): positive regulation of DNA-templated transcription; negative regulation of DNA-templated transcription
Cellular component (GO): nucleoplasm
Molecular function (GO): zinc ion binding; nucleic acid binding
Source: RefSeq, a predicted model, not a curated record